Messenger RNA from Lotus japonicus, 789 nucleotides. RefSeq lists its product as uncharacterized. Gene Ontology annotation, cellular component: mitochondrion. Gene Ontology annotation, biological process: protein stabilization; protein import into mitochondrial matrix; protein folding. The transcript is spliced from 2 exons. NCBI's taxonomy places the organism in Eukaryota, Viridiplantae, Streptophyta, Magnoliopsida, Fabales, Fabaceae. The record is from RefSeq and is a predicted model, not a curated record. Gene Ontology annotation, molecular function: protein-folding chaperone binding; zinc ion binding. The coding region runs from base 99 to 683 and encodes 194 amino acids.
AAAAUUAGGGAGCAAGAAAGCACCAUGGCCCAAAACACCUUAUAAUAGCUUGUGACCAUUCUCCACCGCCAUCGGAGCGGAGCAACAAUCGCAGUAACAUGGCGACGCCGGCAAUCAUGUCGCAGUUGCGGAGGCGAUUCAUCUCAAGCCAAAUCCCUAAUCACGGCAACUCCAUCACUCAAGCAUCCUCUUGGCAUUCUUCUAUCGGUACAAUGUUAGACAGAUAUGGACUUCAUAAAAAGGGGUUCUUCUCUACGGAUACAAAUCCAGACAAACAUGUUUGUGAAGAUGCUGACUCCUCAAAGCCUAGUGUGAUCCCAGAUAAUGCUCCUACAUCCAUGAGCACUAAUGAGAACUCUGAGUCUGGUGUAAAGUUUUCUGCUAACUCCAGUUUGAAAACUUCCUCAAGGCAUGACCUUGCUAUGAUUUUCACCUGCAAAGUUUGUGAAACGAGAUCUAUUAAAACAGUUUGUCGUGAAUCGUAUGAGAAAGGUGUUGUGGUAGCAAGGUGCGGAGGGUGUAAUAAUCAUCACUUGAUUGCUGAUCACCUUGGAUGGUUUGGUGAACCCAGAAGCAUCGAGGACUUCCUGGCUGCACGUGGAGAAGAUGUAAAGAAAGGUUCAAUUGAUACACUGAAUCUUACACUGGAAGAUAUUGCUGGAAAACAGCCUGCAUUAGGGUAGCACCUAGAUUUUGGAAGGGUCAGGGAAUGUAACUUGACUUGGUGUUUGCAACUCAAUUCUUCUGUUUCUUGAUUAUCCUGAUACUAAAAAAGUGACAUUUUCUUAA